This is a messenger RNA of Doryrhamphus excisus (bluestripe pipefish), 8509 nucleotides long. NCBI's taxonomy places the organism in Eukaryota, Metazoa, Chordata, Actinopteri, Syngnathiformes, Syngnathidae. The record is from RefSeq and is a predicted model, not a curated record.
ACAUACAACUAUAACACAAACAAUGUAACAAAAUCCACACAUGCGGAAAAAUAAACAUAGAAUUGAACCUCGUCACACAGUAUCGACCAGACGGUAUUACCUUUAGUUGGUAUUUGUCUCGAUCCACACACCCCUUUGCUAGCUAGCCGGUUACGUGAGUACUUAUCACUUUCCUCUCUCCUCUUUAGGUAACAUACUUUUAAAAUAAGUCACCUUUUAAAACUGCGUCCAUCUUGCCAAAUAGCGGUUGGAAGGUGACGUUGUGCUUACAGUGGCAGCCAUGAGUAGCACUGAGAGUCCGGAUGAGCCCAUUGAAGAACCUUCAGAUGUGUCUACUGAAGAUAUCAAGCAUUAUGCAGUGGACAUCGGGAUCAAUCCAGAGACGGAACAGAAUCUUAUGUGGCUUGCCAAACAGGCCAUGUUUGCUCAGCUACCUCCAGGAUGGUCGGAGCGUGAAGACGACAGCGGCAACACCACCUAUCACAACCACUACUUGCAAUACAGCACAGAUGAACACCCCUGCAAACUGCAUUACCGGAAGCUGGUGGCCCAGGAACGGGAACACAUUAAGCGCACGAGUGCUUUUCCAGGAUCAGAAGGCACACAGGGCAAGAAUGAGAAUGAUGCACUUAAUACAGCGGGUCCAUUUAGCAGUGGAUUUUUGAGUAUAAUAGGUAACAAACAUGAAGAAACAUCAUCUCUGACACCCUUGAGCUUCGACGACGAAGAUGACGGGUUAAUUUCUGAAAAGGAGUCAGUUCCUUGUUCUUCUAACAGUGAUAUCGACAAGGUCCCCGUGAACCUAUGGGGUAAACAAUGCAAGCCAUCAGGAGAGUUUGAAGUCUCCGAUAGUUCCAUUUCCACUGACAGUCAGGUGGAAACAGAUGAUAAAGACAAACAGACCAAGGCUGCUAAAGGCCAGAAGGAGACGAUGCAGGACCAUAAACCUUGUGGCUCAAAAGCCCAACAGGACCAUAAGAAACAGGAGCCUACUAAAACACCAACAGGUCCCUUUUGUAGUGGAUUCUUGAGUGUUUUAAGCGGUGGGCAGGAAGAAGCAGUUUUUCCCUUUUCACAGCCCAGCUAUGAUGUCGAAGACAAUGACCUCUCAUUUGAAAAAGCGGAUUCAGGAAGCAGUGAUGUGUGCAUAACGGAGGACAGCACCGAACUAGCAAUUCAGGACCCGAGCACUGACUCGUCUGAGGAACAGCUCACAGUUGAGGCUCUGGACAGUUCUGUCGACUUGGACACUCGCCUGGAGGUGCCUGUCAACGGAGAGCAAGGGGAAGAUGACGAGACUGAGGCUGCUAAGAGCCUAGAUGAAUCCCUGAAAAGCCCUGGUAAAAAAUCCCCGGGCAGAGACGUUGGAGGUUCCGGAUCUGAAAAAGACAAGCAGGACAGUGGCAGUGAUGCAGAUCUAGCAGAGGAAAAGUCUCAAACCAGUCACAGUCUUAAGUCAUUACAGCAGAUGCCAGAAGAGUUUGUGUACAGCGACAAUUCAGAUUGCGGUGAUAGUCAGGAUGAGAAGGACGCCAGAGUUAGUGAGGCAGUUCACAGUCCAGUUGCAUCUGGGGACGAAGCUGUUGGUUGUCGUGCCGAUAAAGAGCAUGGAUACACCCAGCACACUGAUGCUGUGGCUGACCCAGGAGCAGAACGGGUCAACGACAAAGAGGAGCCAACUAUCAACCAAACAGCCAAAAGAAUGUCUGAUGCAGUUGCAGUAGAGGAGAUGACCAAGCCACAAAUAUCUGACAAGACAUUUUUCAAGGAUGACAAUUUUGAGUUACCGCAGCAACAGGAUACAAGUGAAAGUGAUACAAGCCCAUCAGACGAGACGCCCGGGAUAGACACAUCAGACACUACUACAACACAGACGACAAGUAGCAGCGAAACAAGUCCGACGGAGAAGACGACCGAGUCGCCUUCUGAUGGCCGCAGUCCUGAAUUGUCACGUCAAGAGGCACCAGAACCGGAUACUGACAGUUCCGGUUGUAACAGACAGCAGACGAAAGAUUUCAAGAAAGGGGAGGAAGAAGAUGAGACCGCUAAGAAGUUGCGGAAGCAUCAGACGCAUCAUUUCCAAUUUAUUAUUAGCCAUUAUGUGGCUGACCCGGUCCACCAGCAGGAUGACAAGAAGGAAAUAACUAUGGUAUCAUCAGACAUUGUUCACAACAACAGUUUUGGUUGCUAUGACAGGCAGCAAAAGAUGGCUGUCAGCGGGGAAGGGAGGGAGCACGAAGAGGAGAGAGACAAGAGUAUGGACUCCAGUGGUUCUGUUUCCUAUGAUAGUCAGCUGCAGAGAGGUUUCAAACGACGGGGGCAGGAUGAGGAUACUGAAGGUAGCCACAGUGCAAUGGCGAAAUCAGACAAGCCUGACGAAAUAUCUGGGAAACAACCCCAUUCUUUGGCCCGCAGUACUAAAUCACCAAAGCAACAGCUGCUGGGAGAGUUUUUGGACUCUACCAAUUCUGCUUUUGAGAUGGACACAUAUUCCAAAGAAAGGUCGGAAAAUGACACUGAGGCUUCCAAAAGUAGCCAAGAUGACUCGGGGCGUGACCCUUCAAGUGUGGAUGUCUACGAUCACCUGGUGGUUCAGGUGCCCUCUGAUGCCAAACAGGGCAAGGAGAGAGAUAAGUCUACCCAAACUCCUGCACUAGACUCCGAUGAUUCUGCUUCCAGCAGUCAGCUGGAAGUGGAUGCCAACGAGGACGGGAUCGUGGAGGAGGCCAGUACUUCCAAGAGCCUGGAUGAAUUAGGUCAUGACCUUUAUGCUGAUGACGUGGACAGCGUCCGGGAGGAUCAGUGGUCUGAACACAUUCAGCGUCCCCUGAGUGGGUUCUCUGAAGUCGAAGCGGACAACGGGCUCAUCAAAACACCAGGAUCACAACCACCAUAUGUCAGUGGAGCUGCAAUUGUAGCCAUUGAUGGAGAAUUGCAUAAGCACUCCUGUUAUCCGCAUCUUUUUGUCAAGGUACAGACAGAGCUGUCAUUGGGGCCCAGUUUCCACCAGGAAGAGCUCAGGAGGCAGAAGGAAGACGGAGAGGAAUGUUUCAAGAUAAAAAGCGAGGCAAGAAUGCACUUCUGCCCGGAACCGCUAUUGAAACAUGAAGAGGAAGAAGAUGAGUAUUUAAAGAGAGGUGUUCAGUUAAGAGCGUGCGUCCACCAAGAAGAUCUGCUGAGACAGGAGGAGAAAGAAGAGGCACAUUUAAAGAGACAACAUCAGGAGGCAAGAAUGCAUCUCCGUCAGGUGGAUCUGUGGAAAGAUGAAGAUGAGCAAUUAGUGAGGGACAGGGAGAAAGGGGGAGAUGAGGAGGCGGCAAAGAGCGGAAAGGAAAAGGUCAUUUGUGUCCUCCAGGAGAAGAUGAGUACUCAAGAAGAUGAAACGUUGAAAAGUGAUGUAAAGAUAAGAAUACAUAUUCACCAGGAGGUGCUGAAGAAAAACGAAGAGGAGCAGAUGGACCACCUGAUGAAUGAAAGGCCAAUGAGAUGUCAACUCAGUGAGGAGAAUCUGGGAAGAGACAACCUGAUGAAUGAAAAGCCAAUGAGAAGACAACUCAGUGAGGAGAACCUGAGGAGAGAUAGUCUCAUGAAUGAAAGGCCAAUGAGAAGACAACUCAGUGAGGAGAGACUAGGGAGAGAUAGUCUGAUGAAUGACAAGCCAAUGAGAAGACAACUCAGUGAGGAGAAUCUGAGGAGAGACAACCUCAUGAAUGAAAGGCCAAUGAGAAGACAACUCAGUGAGGAGAAUCUGAGGAGACAUAGUCUCAUAAAGGAAAAGCCAAUGAGAAGACAACUCAGUGAAGAUAGUCUAGGGAGAGAGAACCUGAUGAAUGAAAGGUCAAUGAGAAGACAACUCAGUGAGGAGAAACUAGGGAGCGAGAGCCUCAAGAAUGAAAAGCCAUUAAGAAGACAACUCAGUGAGGAGAAACUAGGGAGAGAUAUUCCGGUGAAUGAAAGGUCAAUGAGAAGACAACUCAGUGAGGAGAAUCUGAGGAGAGACAACCUCAUGAAUGAAAGGUCAAUGAGAAGACAACUCAGUGAGGAGAAACUAGGGAGCGAGAGCCUCAAGAAUGAAAAGCCAUUAAGAAGACAACUCAGUGAGGAGAGACUAGGGAGCGAGAGCCUGAUGAAUGACAAGCCAAUGAGAAGACAACUCAGUGAGGAGAAUCUGAGGAGAGACAACCUCAUGAAUGAAAGGUCAAUAAGAAGACAACUCAGUGAGGAGAAACUAGGGAGUGAGAGCCUGAUCAAUGAAAAGCCAUUAAGAAGACAGCUCAGUGAGGAGAAUCUGAGGAGAGAUAACCUCAUGAAUGGAAAGUCAAUGAGAAGACAACUCAGUGAGGAGAAACUGGGGAGCGAGAGCCUCAAGAAUGAAAAGCCAUUAAGAAGACAACUCAGUGAGGAGAAUCUGAGGAGCGACAACGUCAUGAAUGGAAGGUCAAUGAGAAGACAACUCAGUGAGGAGAAUCUGAGAAGCAACAACGUCAUGAAUGAAAGGUCAAUGAGAAGACAACUCAGUGAGGAGAAUCUGAGGAGAGACAACCUCGUGAAUGAAAAGCCAAUGAGAAGACAACUGAGUGAGGAGAAUCUGAAGAGCAACAACGUCAUGAAUGAAAGGUCAAUGAGAAGACAACUGAGUGAGGAGAAUCUGAGGAGCAACAAUGUCAUGAAUGAAAAGCCAAUGAGAAGACAACUGAGUGAGGAGAAUCUGAGGAGCAACAACGUCAUGAAUGAAAGGCCACUGAGCUCCACCAGUCAGAUAAAGCUGAAGAACGAAGAGGACUCAGGGGAGCAGUCGAAAAGCGAGAUGGAACCAAGCCAUCUCUGGCAGGAGGAACUCAGCACGGAGGAAGAAAGUGAGGUUGAACAGUUAAAAAGGGAGAAGGAGGUGAGAGCAACGGUCUUCCAAGCGGGGCUGCUGAGGGAGGAACAAGAGGAGACGGAGCGGUUCAUGAGGGAGAAGGGGAUCCAAAUACAUCACUGUGAGGAGCAGCUCAGCACCGAGGAGGAGGAAAAGGUAGAUCGAGUGAAGAGGAAAAAAAGGAGAAGAAUCUGUCUUUGCCUGGAAGACCUGAGGAGAGAGGAAGAGGAGGAGGUGGAACGGCUGAAGAUGGACAUUUAUAUGAGAAAAUGUCUCCUCCAGGAUGAGCUCAGUGCCGACUUUAAGAAGGAGAUGCAGAUGAGAAUGCAGUUCUGUCAGGAUGAGCUGAGAAGGGAGGAAGAGGAGGAGGUAGAGAAGUUGACGAAGGAGAAGGAGGCAAGAAUGUAUCAACAAAGAGAGAAGCUGACGAGAGAGGAAAAUGAGGAGGUGGCGCAAUUAAAGGAGGCGAAAGAGAGAAGAAUCUAUGAAUGUCGCGAGGAGCUCAGGAGGCAGGAAGAGGAGGAAGUGGAGAAACUGAUGCAGGAAAAGGAGAGGAGAAUGCAACGCCACAUGCAACAUCUGAACAUACGGGAGGAGGACACCAUAAACCCCGUCCAGAAAGAAGCCAUGGACGAGGAGGAGCAGGAAUGGUUGAAGAACGAAGCGGUUGUGCGACCAAAGAGAAAAAAAGCCGUAACACGUCUUGGUCACCAGGACGACCUGGAAAGAGAAGACCUGCAGGAUGAGCGAUCGAUGAAGGAGAAAUGGGGAAGGAGAGACGAAAGGGAGCAAAUGAGGAAGGAACGGAGAAACUCUCUUGCCCUGCAGGACAAACACACCAGAGAUGAGAUGGAGUUGGAGCAGAUGAAGAAGGAGAAGGCGAAGAGAAUGAGGCUCUACCAGGAGAAGCUGAGGAGGGAAGAAGAGGAUGAGAUGGAGUCUUUGAAGAGGGAACACGUGGCCAAAGUUUAUCUCCACAAGGAGGCGCUGAACAGAGAGGAAGAGAAGGAGAUGGAGCAGUUGGAGAGAGAAAAGGAGGCAAGGAUGCGUGUCCGCCAGCAGGAGGUGAGCAGAGAGGAGGACAAAGAAAUGGUGCGAUUAAAAAGGGGAAAACAUAAAAAAGCGACGCAUGGAGUAAAUAUGAGGAGCGAUGAAGAGGAGGUAGAGCACUUCAGGAGGGAGGAGAUGAUAGCGCUCCUCUACCCGGAAGAAGUGACGAGAGCAGAAGAAGAUGAUUUAGAGUGCUUGAAGAUGGACAUAAUGAGAAGGUGGCUGCGUCAAGGGGAGGUGAGAAGAGAGGAGGAGGAUGUAUUGAAGAGGGAGAGGGAGCCCAGAUCACCGCGCCAACAUGGAAGUAGAGGAGAAAGGAGGAAGGAGGACAGAACGCAUAUCUAUCAAGAUGAACUUAGCACGGAGGAAGAGGAGGAAUCGGAGGAAUCGGAACAGUUUCAGAGGGAAAGGAAGAGAAGACGCCAGCUCUCCCAGGAAGAUUUAAGGAAAGUGGAAGCGAAGGAGGCAGCGCUGUUAAAAAACGACAGAAAGCUGAGGAAGGAGAAAGAGGAGGUCACAAAACAAUUCAAGAAGGAGGGUCAUAAGCAAGCCCACCAUGAAGAACUGGAAGAGGAAAGGAAUGGAGGAAAGCACUUCCAUUUUUUUCGGCAUCGCUGGCCGGAAGAGCUUGAAAGGGAGGAGGAGAAGUUUGAUAUGAGAAGGAGGGAAAAGGGAUUGAAAAGACAAUUCAGUGAGGAGGACCUGAGAAGUGCGGAGGAGGAGGUGCAAGGGUUCAUUGGGGAAAAGGAAAAGUUAAUGGCGUUCUCCCGGCGGAAAAACGAAGAGGAUGCAAAUGUUUUAAUGAGGGAAAAACAGAGAAGACUCCGCCUUUGCCAGGAGGAGUUGAAGACAGAAGAAGAGGAGGUGAAGCAGUUAGAGAUACAAAAGGAGAACCGAAUCCGCAAACAGCAGGAAGAACUGAGAAUAGAAGAAGAAAAUGAGGCGGAUGAAUUGAGGAGACAAAAGGAGGAGAGAAUAUGCCGUCUACAGGAAGAACUGAAGGCAGAGGAAGAUGAGGAGACGGAGAGGUUAAGGAAGGACAAAGAGAAGAGAAUGCGUCUCCUCCAGGAGGAGCUUCGGAAAGAGGAGGAGGAGGAUCGACUGAAGUGGGAAAAUGAAAGGAGAAUAUGGCAUCACCAAGAGGAACUGAGCAGACAGGAAGAGGAGAAGUGGUCUAGGUUGGACCGCCACAAACGAAUGUGUCUCCAUCUGGAGAAGCUGAGGAUCGAGGAAGAGGAGACGGCGGACAGGUUGAAGAGGGAAAAGGAGAAGCGAAUGCAGCUCCACCGGGAAGAGCUGAGGAGAGAGGAAGCGGCAGAGGUGGAACAGUUACGGAGGGAAAAAGAGAAGCGAAUAUGUUACCUCCAGGACGAGCUUCAGCGUGACGAGGAGGAGCAACGAUGCAGGAAGGAGAAGGAACGGAGAAUGCUGUACUGCCAGGAGAAGUUACACAAAGACGAAGACGAUGUGGUGAAUCUCUUCAAGCGGGAGCGAGAGAAGAGAAUGCAUUACUGUCAGGCGGAAUUGAAGCGAGAGGAAGAGGAGGAAGCGGUGAGGUUGAACGGAGAAAAACAACAUAGGAUUCGUCUUCUCCAGGAUGAGCUGAAGAGAGAGGCGGACAAGUUGAUUGAGCGGUUGAAGUAUGAGAAGGAGCACCGAAUGCGUCUCCGUCAUAUCAACCAAAUUGGAGAAGAGGAGGAGAGGAAACUGAAAACUGAGUACAAACAAAAGCUGAGGGCUCUGCGACUGUAUCUUCGGGCCAAGAGGAAACAAGAGGAAGCAUUACUGAACAAGUUAUCUGAGCAGAAAGAAGGAUUAUGUGAAUCUGUCCAGAAGGAGCCAGAUGAGGAGCAACUUCAUCUCAGACAGGACCGUGAAGCUGUUCUCAGAACAAUUUGCCUUGCGCUUGAUGAAGAACGAGCGGCCGAACAUGACAGACUGAAGACUCAAAGGAGGCGUUAUUUUGAGCAUCUGAGGGCGGAGUCAGAAGAGGAGCUGCACGCACUGAAAACCAGGCUUCAAGACGAGCGGGAGGAGAACUUGCACUUUCUAACACCCGAGGCACGACAGAUGAUGCUGAAUUCGGGUUCAUGCGGUGCCUUUCAGCCACUCGGUGAGACAGCUAUGGAGUCCCAGAAUCAAAUGUCAGGUGGUUUAGGGCCGAUUCGUCUGAACACCACCCACUUCCCGGCCCUCAAUUCGGCUCUGUCCCUUGCUCUGUCGCUGCCCACCGCCACCGUCUACUGCCCCGCCUACAGACCCACGCAUACCUUAUUGAGUACUCCAGAGCAACUACCCAGUCCCCUCACUGCAGCAGCGACUGAAGACUCAUUCAUCUCCACGGCCUAUCUAGGUAACCCUUCUGGAUACUGUGAUCAGCUGAGCUUAAACAGCUUCAACGAGAUCACAGUUCGGCAGUUCCAGAAAUAAAGUCCAAGUGACAGGAUUCCUUCUGCCCCCUCAUAAGAACUUUAUCCUUGUUACUGUAUCUAUCUGUGAAUAAAUAGUUUAAGCAGUGCAACUAUUUGGAUUUUGGCUUGAAAACUGUUAUUGUCUAGUUUAGCCUGUUGGAUAUCAGUCUAAUGAGGCCGACCAAUC